Molecule: messenger RNA, 855 nt
Organism: Penicillium soppii
Lineage: Eukaryota; Fungi; Ascomycota; Eurotiomycetes; Eurotiales; Aspergillaceae
Product: casein kinase family protein
Exons: 1
Coding region: 1-855 (284 amino acids)
Biological process (GO): endocytosis; signal transduction; peptidyl-serine phosphorylation
Cellular component (GO): cytoplasm; nucleus
Molecular function (GO): protein serine/threonine kinase activity
Source: RefSeq, a predicted model, not a curated record
AUGACUUCAACCCUGGAGCAAGAGGCCACAAUCUUGCAAACCUUGUCCGGGGGCAUUGGAAUUCCAACACUUUAUUGGUUUGGAAAAGCUCAUAAUCAAAAGACUAUGAUCACCGAUGCGCUCGGACCUUCCUUGGAAGAUGUAUUUGAUCGAUCCAAUCGAUACUUUGAUAUGCCAUUGGUGCUAGAAGUUGCAAGUCAACUUAUAUUUCGGCUUGAAUGGAUGCAUUCAUAUCAUAUCGCACAUGGUCAGCUUAGUCCAUUUUCAUUUGCUAUGGGAGCCUCCACAUGGCAGACACCACAAGUGAUUCUUGCGGAUUUUACGAAUGUCAACAAAUAUCAAUUUUCAAUAAAGAAAGACCUCCAAGCUGUGACGGACAUACUGGUUUAUCUCGCCAUAGGACCUCCGUCAUGGGAUCUUUUCCAGGCGCGAAAGCCGAGUUUGGCAGAAAUACCGUCGCCUCUGAAGGAGUUCGUAUCAAUAACCUCAGACAGGGAGAUGAAUCCAGCCGACUAUUCCCUACUUCGGCAGUACUUCCAUACAGCACGUCAGAGUCUACCAGGCCGCACUAUUCUUGGUGGGCUAGGCUCUCCACAGGGGGAAAAUCUAUCCUUGAAGUCUCUUGCAAGCAAGAGUACUGGUGACCUUUUCGAGAAUCUUGGUUGCAAAUUAUCCACAGUUGGGCAUACCGCCGGCGACCCAGAAGCACCAUGGGGCCGAGAGCAGGCGAAAUUCCUACUGGGAUCUUUGAAUGAGAUAAUGGCCAUUUAUUUCGUUCUCUUGAUACGGGAGAAGCCGUCUCAAAAACGCAGACGCUAUCAUAUAGGCGUAUAUCAUCUUCCUAAUAGGCUGUAG